CGUCGCUGUGGGUGUUUCCGCAUUCCGCAAAGAGCUUUUUCGGCAGAAGCGCAACUUGGAGAGGAGAUCCUCCGUCGCGUCUGUGAAGAAGAAGAAGCAGCCUCCUCCUCCUCCUCCUCCUCACCAGUGAUUCCCAGAGGAAUAGUGGUCCGUCGCCAGGGAGCAGAGAUGCCUUACUUGUUCGUCAGUACGCAGAUCAGACUGACUGGUCCAACAAAUGUGGGAGAUGAAUAUUCUGAUCCAGAAAUCAUGAAUUACCUGGGAGCGAGGAAAACAACCAUGCUGGGGAACAAUUUUUCCGAGUACCAUGUGGACGACCCGCCUCGCCUGGUGCUGGACAAGCUGGAGAAGAUAGGCUUCCGCGUGCUGACGAUGACGGGGGUUGGACAGACGCUGGUGUGGUGCCUCCACAAGGAGACGGAGUGAUGGAGCGAGAGUUGACUGUUGACUGUAAAUGCCUCUAGAAGCCUUUAAAAGGAUGAAUGAAAGAACUUUUUAUCCCAGACGUAAGGUUUCAGAUUACCUUCAAUAGGCGACAGGUCACCAAUUUCAGGGGAAUAAUGAUCUACAUUCCAGAGAUUUUAUGUUAUUUACUACUGGUGACCAAGUGGGAGUGUAGGAAGUGAGGGCCAGUUUAAAUUCUAAUAUCUCAUUUGUCAGUAAAACCUAAUUAAAGACAUUCAGCCUGUGCAAAAGACCUCACCCAGUUCUCCCUCUCUUCUGUCCAAUAAAUAAAACACUAUUCUAGAUAGAUAGAUUUGUACUUACAGCAUUGUCUAAAUAUGUUUUUGUGAGUGUAUCAUAUGCUUCUGAUUAAAUUAUGUAAUGACGUGGA
This is a messenger RNA of Sebastes umbrosus (honeycomb rockfish), 835 nucleotides long. It is a transcript of the gene gchfr, whose product is annotated as GTP cyclohydrolase I feedback regulator. Gene Ontology annotation, molecular function: GTP cyclohydrolase binding. The record is from RefSeq and is a predicted model, not a curated record. Gene Ontology annotation, cellular component: nucleus; cytoplasm. The coding region runs from base 169 to 426 and encodes 85 amino acids. Gene Ontology annotation, biological process: negative regulation of biosynthetic process. The transcript is spliced from 3 exons. NCBI's taxonomy places the organism in Eukaryota, Metazoa, Chordata, Actinopteri, Perciformes, Sebastidae.